GGAGCUAAUGCUAAUGCUAAUGCUAACCUCUGGUAACUGAGCUCAAGUCAAAACAUGAGUUCAGCCAAGAAGAAGAAGAACAACGAGGCAGAGUUUCCACAGAACUCAGCACAGGUCGGCAGAAAGGAGCCGUGGAUGGAAAACAAACCCUCGUUUACGUUGUUUCCCCGACUGGCGCCAAAACCUCAAGGAAGUGAAGAAGCUGUGAAAAAUGUGCAGAGGGAAGGGACAGACAUCAGGCCGGUUCAAAGGUAUGGCAGAGUUCAGAACCUGCUCCUGAACAAAAAGCCAGUGCAUCCUGCCGCCUCGAGACGCCGACUCAACAGCAGCACAAAACUCAGCGAGAAGCACAAGAACCUUCGCAGAUUUGUGGUUAAUUUCGUUUGUCAGCAGCAGGAGGAGGUGGAGGAUGGUGACACUCUGACAUGUGGCGCUCCCAAACCCAAACAAAAUGACAUGGUGAAAUGUGACACACACUUCAUGAAAUAUCUGUAUAAGAUCUGUAUAAUGUCCUCUUCAUUCUUUGUGUGUAUGUUUCUCUUCAAGACACUUGAUAUGGUUUUCUGUUUUGUUUGGUUGGUCUCAGUCGUUGCAGUUGCUCUCUGGCACAUAAAUCAGGGAGGGAACACUCAGAAAUAUGAUUACUACAUCCAGCAUGGGAUAGACCUGAAGUACGUGUCUCCUCUGGACGACUCUUGGCUGGAGAACAUUCUGGAGAAGAUCCCCUGUCACCUGAGGAGCCAGAGCCCCUCCCAGAAAGAGCUGGUGAAGGAGAUCAAGGAGGACUACUUAUUCCAUGUCAAGAAAGCAAUAGUGAAUUAUACAUUCAGAGAUACGAGAGAAAGUUGCGAGGAAAAAGUAAAAGAUCUGCCCCCUCAUAGACUUGAAUUGGAGGUGUUUCCAAAACUAUGGAACAAAGCUUUUGUUGAUGCACGAAAGAAGAUGAGACAUCAGCUUCACACUAUCAACCCCCUCAUGCUGCAAUUGCAGGACCUUUGGCAUAAGUCUUACAAAAAUGUCUUUCUUAUGGAUGUGGAGGAGUUCCACAGGAGAGACGAGUCCAUGGAGCUGUCUGCGUUCCACCAAAUCGUCACCAGACAUGUUGAUAAUGUCAGAGGAAUCCUCCUGAGAAAGUGGAUUCCUGAGGUGCAAAACAUUUACCAGCAGGGCUCCAGACUCAAGCUGGUGCCUCCCUCGAACAAAAGGGCCAAGCUGUUGUCUUUCUUUAACUGUGCAGCCACACUGAUGACCUCCCAGCUGCAGAGCCUUGCAUUAGACUCAAUGAGGAGUUAUACAAACAUGAUUUCCCCAGACCAGCUGUCUGAGCGAGCCCAUGAACACCCGGGCUUCGUGCUGCAUCUGAUCCUGGAGGACGGGAAGAUCAAGUUUGAGCCUGACUUCAAAAAGUUUGAGGAGGCUCUCAUCAACCCGUAUGAGUACAUGCUCAGGUCCAUCAGCAUAGUGCCCCGUGUGGAAACCAAACUCUUCCCUGAGUGGCCAGUCUCCCAGUUUGGCAGCGUCCUGAAGCCCAUCAUCCUGCCAGAGAUCCUCGAGGCCCAGCAGGAGGACGUGCGCCGGGUGUUCUGGGCCGAGUGUGUCGGGCCCGAGGAGUAUGUCCACGAGUAUGAUAGAUAUGCCACACUGGUAUCCAAGCAGGCAGACGAGGAUGUAGAGCACUUCCUUCGUGAGCCGCACUCCUUCCAGGAAAUCAUGACAGAGGUGCUACGCUACCAGCAGCUGGCUGAGCAGAUCCAGUUCACGUUUUGCAAGGUUGUACGGAUCGGCAUGUUUGAGGUCCAGUCCCAUAAGCUUAUCCACUCUCUUGUCAAGCUUGCUCAGGAGCUCCAGCAGAAGCUCAUUACCCGCAUGCUACAGGAUCACCAGGAAAUCAACAACCGGCUUUGUCUUGACUUUGAGAAGAUUGCAGAGAAGGCGCUGAGCACCCCAUCUGACACACAAAAACUGAUGGAGCUUAAGGCCUAUGUGGAUACGGUGCAGACCACCGAGAUACCCUUGUUGGAACAACGAUUGGCAGACUCCACCACGCAGUUUUGUUUCCUGGUGGACUUUGUCACAUUCUCUCCAGCGCACAUGAAGUGCAACACGCAGACUAUCCAGUGGCUGAAGCGCAUGCCAUCUAUCUUUAAAGAGCACCAAAAGAUCAUUAGUGAGAAGACAGAGCAAUUCCAGAGUGGUCUCAAGUUAUGCCUUGAGCACUUUAUGGAAGAACUGGAGAGCUACAGCGUGCAGGCGGAGGAGUUCGCCAACUUCGGUGAUCUCACGGAUCUCACCAAGUACUUGAAGAAAGCCCAGGACCUUGAUGCUAAACUGGAGUCAGCCACAAAAAAGAUACACAAUUUCAAUGCAGAGGAGGCGGCCUACGGCUGGUCUGUUUCCCAGUGUCCACAGCGGAAGAACAUCCAGGAAAAGCUCACACCUUUUCUGCGCCUCUAUGAGACAGGCACUGAUUUCCUCCAGCAGCAUGAGCAGUGGCUCCAUGGGCCGCUCUCUGGUGUGAACCCAGACAAGGUAGAAGAGGAUGUUAGCAACUACUGGCGCACUCUAUACAAGCUGGAGAAAGGCUUCUCCGAAUUUCCCAAAGCCUUGAACAUAGCCACCAGUAUGAAGGCAAAGAUAGAGGAGUUCAAGGAGCACAUUCCUAUGGUGCAGGUAUUGUGUAACCCUGGCCUGAGAGGCCGCCACUGGGAUGCCAUGUCCGAGCUAGCUGGUGUCUCCCUGCAGCCAGCUAGUGACGAGGCCUGUAUGGCUCACUUUCUAUCCAUGAAUCUGGAACAGCACGUAAGGAGCUUUGAAGGCAUCAGCGAGGCAGCAGGCAAGGAGCACUCCCUGGAGAAGGCCAUGGAGAAGAUGGCCAUGGAGUGGGAUGACAUGGAGUUCAGCUUCCUGGCCUACAGAGAGACGGGCACCUCCAUCCUGUCGUCUGUGGAUGAAGUCCAGAUGCUUUUGGACGAUCACAUAGUAAAGACGCAGACUAUGAAGGGCUCAUCCUUCAUCAAGCCUUUCGAGGUGGAGAUACGGGAAUGGGAGGACAAGUUGCUGCUGCUCCAAGAGAUCCUGGAUGAGUGGUUGAAGGUGCAGUCCACUUGGCUUUACCUGGAGCCCAUCUUCAGCUCACCAGACAUCAUGACUCAGAUGCCCGAAGAGGGACGCCGUUUCGCAACUGUUGACCAAACCUGGAGGGACACCAUGAAACAGGUCUCCCUGGACAAGCAUGUGUUGGUGGUGACAGCCAUCGACAAGAUGCUAGAGAAGCUAAACGCGUCCAACGAGCUCCUGGAGAUGAUCCUCAAAGGUCUCAACUCCUAUCUGGAGAAGAAGCGGCUCUAUUUCCCACGGUUCUUCUUCCUGUCCAAUGACGAGCUGCUGGAAAUUCUCUCUGAGACUAAAGAUCCCACAAGCGUGCAGCCCCAUCUGAAGAAGUGCUUUGAAGGCAUCGCCAGUGUGGUGUUCACUGACGUGCUGGACAUCACUCACAUGAAGAGCAGCGAGGGGGAAGUGGUGCAGCUGCUGGACAUCAUCUCGACCUCCAGAGCCAGGGGCCAGGUGGAGAAGUGGCUUCUGGAGCUAGAGAACGGCAUGACUGCCUCACUGCACAAGGUGAUUGGCGAGGCAAUCCAGGCAUACCCCAAUGAGGUUAGGACAAACUGGGUGCGUGCAUGGCCGGGCCAGACUGUGCUGUGUGUCUCACAGGUCUACUGGACGAAGGAUAUACAUGAAGCCAUCAGUGCAGGACAGAAGGCCCUGCACACCUACCUGGAGCAGAACAACAGACAGAUCGACGACAUCGUGGGACUCGUACGUGGCACGCUGUCCAAGCAAAACCGGGUGACCCUCGGAGCCCUCGUCGUGCUGGAUGUCCAUGCGAGGGACGUGCUGGCCACGCUGGUGCAAAAGGGAAUAAGCGAUGAAAAUGACUUUGAGUGGCUCAGCCAGUUGCGCUACUACUGGGUGGAGAACCACCUUGAGACCAAGAUGAUCAAUGCUGGGUUGCGUUACGGUUAUGAGUACCUAGGCAACACACCACGUCUGGUUAUAACCCCUCUCACCGACCGCUGCUACCGCACUUUGUUCGGUGCCCUCCAACUGCAUUUGGGAGGGGCGCCUGAGGGCCCAGCUGGAACCGGGAAGACAGAGACAACCAAAGACUUGGCUAAAGCCGUGGCCAAGCAGUGUGUGGUCUUCAACUGCUCUGACGGACUGGAUUACAUCGCUCUGGGCAAAUUCUUCAAAGGCCUUCUGUCCUGCGGAGCUUGGGCCUGCUUUGAUGAGUUCAACCGCAUAGACUUGGAGGUGCUGUCAGUGGUGGCUCAACAGAUUCUCACCAUACAGAGAGGAAUUGCUGCGCAUGCUGAGAUGCUGCUGUUUGAAGGAACAGAGCUGAAACUCAACCCUUCCUGUGCCGUGUUCAUUACUAUGAACCCCGGCUACGCUGGACGCUCUGAGCUACCAGACAACCUCAAGGCGUUGUUCCGGACUGUGGCUAUGAUGGUGCCGGACUACGCGAUGAUCGCAGAGAUUGUGCUCUACUCUUGUGGCUUUGUUACCGCGCGGCCCCUGUCUGUGAAAAUCGUGGCAACUUAUCGACUCUGCUCAGAGCAACUGUCCAUGCAGCAUCACUACGACUACGGCAUGAGAGCUGUCAAGUCCGUGCUGACCGCCGCCGGAAACCUGAAGCUCACUUUUCCAGAGGACAAUGAAGACACCCUGUUGCUGAGAUCCAUUAUCGAUGUCAAUCUGCCCAAGUUCCUGGCCCAUGAUCUGAAGCUAUUUGAGGGUAUCACCUCUGACCUCUUCCCGGGGGUCGAGCUCCCAAAUCGAGACUACCACAUCCUGCGGGAGGCCAUUGAGGAAAACUGCAAACGCAUGAACCUGCAGGUCACUGACUUCUUUGCAGAGAAAAUCCUGCAGAUCUAUGAGAUGAUGAUCGUGAGGCACGGCUUCAUGCUGGUGGGUGAGCCCUUUGGAGGAAAGACCAGUGCAUACCGUGUGCUGGCAGCUGCCCUUCAUGACGUCUGUGAAAAGGGUCUCAUGGAUGAGAAUCAGGUGCAAAUCACCGUCAUCAACCCCAAAUCCAUCACCAUGGGCCAGCUCUAUGGCCAGUUUGACCCAGUCUCUCACGAGUGGUCGGAUGGCAUCCUCGCUGUCAGCUACAGAACCUUUGCUGCCUCCCAGAGCCCUGACAGGAAAUGGCUCAUCUUUGAUGGCCCGGUUGAUGCCGUGUGGAUCGAGAAUAUGAACACGGUACUCGACGACAACAAGAAGCUGUGUCUGAUGAGCGGCGAGAUCAUCCAGAUGUCCCCGCAAAUGAGCCUCAUCUUUGAGCCCAUGGACCUGGAGGUGGCAUCACCAGCCACAGUGUCUCGCUGUGGUAUGAUCUACAUGGAGCCCCAUAUGCUGGGCUGGAGGCCUCUUAUGCUGUCCUGGCUCAAUACACUGCCAGCCACAGUCAGUGCCACGCACAGAGACCUCAUUGCUGGCCUCUUCGACCGCAUUCUGCCACCCUGCAUUCAGCUCAUUCGAAAGGCUACCAAGGAGCUGUCCCCGACCUCUGACACCAAUCUUGUCAAGUCCCUAAUGAAUCUGAUGGACUGCAUGAUGGAUGAGUUUCAUGAUGAAGAGAAGAUGAAGAGCAUGAACGAGACGGAUGUUUGCUCCUGGUUGGAGGGCAUCUGUGUCUUCUGCCUGGUGUGGUCCGUGGGCGCCAGCUGUGACGACUCGGGCCGGCUCAAGUUCGACGCAGUGGCGAGGGAGCUACUGAGCGGUCCUCUGAGUAAGGACACCCAGGCCUGCCACGGCAUUCUGGCCCCUGUGGAGGCCCCACGUAAACAGCUGACGGUUCCCCUGCCCACCGAGGGGACGGUCUACCAAUAUCGCUUCAUUAAAGAGGGCCCGGGGAGGUGGGAGCUGUGGACGGAUGAGCUGAAGACUGCUUCCCCCAUAUGCAAAGCCGCGCAGUUCAACGAGAUCAUUGUUCCCACGGAGAACACGGUGCGCUGCAUGGCGCUAAUGGAGCUCCUCAUCACCCACCAGAGGCCCACUAUCUUCAUCGGCCCCACGGGCACCGGCAAGAGCGUCUACAUUACUGACUUCCUAUUGAAUCAGCUGCAGAAGGACGUGUACAGUCCGUUAUUUAUCAACUUCUCAGCCCAGACUACAGCUGCUCAGACCCAGAACAUAAUUAUGUCCAAGCUGGAUAAGCGGCGCAAGGGAGUGUUCGGCCCUCCACUGGGAAAGAAAAUGGUGGUGUUUGUGGACGAUGUGAACAUGCCAGCCAGGGAGGUUUAUGGAGCCCAGCCACCUGUGGAGCUGCUGCGACAGUGGCUGGACCAUUGGAACUGGUACGACACAAAGAACUGCUCCAUGAUCAACCUGGUGGAUAUCCAGAUCAUAUGUGCUAUGGGGCCACCUGGUGGAGGGCGGAGCCCUGUCACUCCUCGUUACCUGCGCCACUUCAACAUGAUUACCAUUAAUGAUUUCGAUGAGAAGACGAUGUACACGAUUUUCUCCAGGAUCAUGGACUGGCAUUUCAACAUACGUUGUGACUUUCACGACCUCAAGGGCGAGGACCGCAACUACCGUGAGGUGCGGAACCUUGACCAGCUCCGACAGGUGGUGGAGUCCCACCUGGAGGAAUUCAACAACAUCAGCAAGGCACCGAUGAAUCUGGUGCUCUUUCGUUUUGCCAUCGAACACGUGUGCCGCAUCUCCCGCAUCCUCAAGCAGCCAGGUGGACACGCCCUGCUGGUGGGCGUUGGUGGGAGUGGGCGCCAGUCUCUCACCCGCUUGGCUGCCUACAUGGCAGAGGCAGAGCUUUUCCAGGUGGAGAUCUCCAAGACUUACGGAACCACGGAAUGGCACAACGACCUGAAGCUGAUAAUGAGGAAGUCCACACAGGGUGAAGCCCACGGCGUGUUUCUUUUCACAGACACACAAAUCAAAAUGGAGUCAUUCCUGGAGGACAUCGGUAACCUGCUCAACACGGGUGAGGUCCCUAGCCUGUUUGCAGUUGAUGAGAAGCAGGAAAUCUGCGAGCGAAUGCGCACGCUGGACCGCCAGCGUGACCGGGACAAGCAAACGGAUUGCAGCCCCUUGUCCCUUUUCAACAUGUUCGUCGAGCGCUGUCGCACUCAGCUGCAUGUGGUGUUGGCCAUGAGUCCCAUCGGAGACGCCUUUAGGAACCGCCUGAGACGCUUCCCUGCCCUCAUUAACUGCUGCACCAUUAACUGGUUCCAGACCUGGCCCGAGGAUGCUCUGCAGGCAGUGGCCUGUCGCUUCCUGGAGGAUGUUGAGAUGACAGACGAGUCGCGAGAAGGCUGCAUUAACAUGUGCAAGAGCUUUCACACCUCAACUAUUGAGUUGUCAACGCGCUUCUUGACUGAGCUGCAGCGCCACAAUUACGUCACACCAACCUCAUACCUGGAGCUCAUUUCCACCUUCAAAGCCCUGCUGAAAACAAAAAGAGCGGAGGUGAUGAAGCUGAAACAUCGCUAUGAGGUGGGCCUGGAGAAACUAGAGUCAGCAGCAAAUGAGGUGGCCACCAUGCAAGUGGAGCUGGAGGCCCUGAAGCCACAGCUACUAGUGGCAAGCAAAGAGGUUGAUGAGAUGAUGGUGGUAAUUGAGCACGAGUCUGUGGAGGUGGCUGAGACCGAGAAGGUGGUGAAGGUGGACGAGGCAGAGGCCAACCAGCAAGCCAUGGCUGCCAAGGCCAUCAAGGACGACUGUGAUGCCGACCUGGCCGUAGCCAUGCCCAUCCUGGAGUCGGCUCUGGCUGCGUUGAAUACUCUCACUACUCAGGAUAUCACAGUGAUAAAGUCCAUGAAAAGCCCCCCCACAGCUGUCAAGCUGGUGAUGGAAGCAAUCUGCAUCCUCAAAGGCAUCAAGCCAGAUCGUGUGCCAGACCCUUCGGGCUCUGGUAAAAAGGUCGAGGACUUCUGGGGCCCGGCCAAAAAGCUCCUGGGGGAUAUGAGAUUUCUCCAGAGCCUCCACGAGUACGACAAGGACAACAUCCCACAAAAUCUCAUCGCCAUCAUCCGCAGCAAGUACAUCACCAACUCAGACUUUGUACCCGAGAAGAUUCGAACUGCAUCCGCUGCAGCUGAAGGGAUGUGUAAGUGGGUUUGUGCCAUGGACAAGUAUGACAAAGUGGCCAAGGUGGUGGCUCCGAAGAAGGAGAAGCUGGCCCAGGCUGAGGGGAAAAUGAAGGUGGCCAUGGAGAGCCUGCACAAAAAACAGGCUGCGCUCAAAGAAGUCCAAGAUAAGCUUGCGAAGCUUCAAGAAACAUUGAACGCUAAUAAAAACAAGAAAGCUGACCUGGAGAAUCAGGUGGAUCUGUGCAGGAAGAAGCUUGAGCGAGCGGAGCAGCUGAUUGGAGGGCUGGGUGGGGAGAAGACCCGCUGGAGUGAAAUGGCCUUUAAUCUCAAAGAGCUCUACAAUAACCUGACGGGGGAUAUCCUUAUCUCAGCAGGCAUAGUGGCUUACCUGGGAGCCUUCACCUCCAGCUACAGACAGGAUCAGACAAACAAGUGGAUGAAUCUUUGUCAGAUUAACAAGAUCCCCUGCUCCCCCAACAUGUCUCUACUGAGCUCGCUGGGCGAUCCAGUCAAGAUUCGUGCGUGGACCAUCGCCGGACUACCGUCAGACAGCUUCUCCAUCGACAACGGCAUCAUCAUCUCCAAUGCCAGGCGGUGGCCUCUGAUGAUCGAUCCCCAGGGCCAGGCAAAGAAGUGGGUGAAAAACAUGGAGAAGGCCAACUGCCUGCAUAUUAUCAAACUGACUGAUGCCGACUUUGUACGCACUCUGGAGAACUGCAUCCAGUUUGGCACACCAGUGCUGCUGGAGAACGUGGGCGAGGAGCUGGACCCUAUCCUGGAGCCUCUGCUGCUGAGACAGACUUUUAAACAGGGUGGUACCAUGUGCAUCCGCCUGGGAGACUCUACCAUUGAAUAUUCUCCUGACUUUCGCUUCUACAUCACCACCAAGCUGCGCAACCCUCACUACCUGCCUGAGACUGCCGUCAAGGUGACGCUUCUGAACUUCAUGAUCACCCCAGAAGGCAUCGAGGACCAGCUGCUGGGCAUCGUGGUGGCCCGGGAGAGGCCCGAUCUGGAGGAAGAGAAACAGGCACUCAUCUUGCAGGGAGCAGAGAACAAGAGACAAUUGAAGGAGAUUGAGGACGAAAUCUUAGAGGUGCUCUCCUCUUCUGAGGGCAACAUCCUGGAGGACGAGACGGCCGUCAAGAUCCUCUCCUGCUCCAAGGUGCUGGCCAACGAAAUCACAGAGAAGCAGGCCGUGGCCGAGGUGACCGAGCGGAAGAUUGAUGAGACCCGCAUGGGCUACACACCUAUCGCCGUGCACUCGGCCAUCUUGUUCUUCUCCAUUGCUGACCUGGCUAACAUUGAGCCCAUGUACCAAUACUCCCUCGCCUGGUUUAUUAACCUCUUCAUCAGCUCCAUCGACAGCUCGGCCAAGAGCGACGACGUGGAGCGGAGACUACAGAUCCUGAGGGACCACUUUACCUACACACUAUAUGUCAACGUGUGCCGCUCAUUAUUCGAGAAGGAUAAGCUGCUCUUUUCCUUCUGCCUCAGCGUCAAUCUGCUCAUGCAAAAUAAGCAGGUGGAUGAGCGGGAGUGGCGCUUCCUUCUGACAGGUGGCGUGGGCCUGGACAACCCCCACUCCAAUCCCUGCACCUGGCUCCCCAAGAAGUCUUGGGAUGAAAUCUGCCGCCUGGACGAGAUGGAGCGUUUUAACGGCCUGCGGCACAACAUGGCUCGCCUCAGGAACGAAUGGAAGGCGGUUUACGACAGCUCAGAUCCCCAUCAGACUCCGUUCCCUGAUGAGUGGCAGGAGAAGCUGAGCCAGUUUCAGAAGAUGCUGGUGAUUCGUUGUCUCAGACCAGACAAGAUUAUUCCCAUGGUGCAGGAGUUUGUUUCCGACAGUCUGGGUCGUCCUUUUAUUGAAACGCCACCCUUCAAUCUGAGCAACGCCUUCGUCGAUAGCCACUGCUCUGCCCCCCUCAUCUUCAUCCUCUCCCCCGGCUCGGACCCCAUGGCUGCAUUGCUCAAGUUCGGUGAUGAAAAGGGCUUUACCGGCAACAAGCUGACCUCCCUCUCUCUGGGCCAAGGCCAGGGCCCUAUUGCUAUGCGUAUGAUUGAGACCGGCAUUAAAGAGGGCACCUGGGUGGUUCUGCAGAACUGCCACUUGGCCACUUCCUGGAUGUCAACGUUGGAGAGAGUCUGUGAGGCGCUGAACCCGGACUCAACCCACCCGGACUUUAGGCUGUGGCUGACCAGUUACCCAUCUCCUACCUUCCCUGUGGCUGUGCUUCAGAAUGGGGUGAAGAUGACCAACGAGGCACCGAAGGGCCUCCGCGCCAACAUUGCACGCUCAUUCUUAAUGGAUCCCAUCUCUGACCCUGAGUUUUUUGACAGCUCCAGCAAACCGGCUGUGUUCAAGAAGCUGCUGUACGGCCUGUGUUUCUUCCACGCCCUGACCCAGGAGAGAAGGAAGUUCGGACCUUUGGGCUGGAACAUUCCUUACGAGUUCAAUCAGACCGACCUGCGGAUCUCAGUACAGCAGCUGCACAUGUUCCUGGAACAGUACCGGGAAGUGCCAUUUGAUGCUCUCCGCUACAUGACCGGCGAGUGCAACUAUGGCGGGCGUGUGACAGACGACUGGGACAGACGGACACUGCGCACGAUCCUGUCGAUCUUCUACACUUCAGAGAUCAACGAGGACCCCAACUAUAAGUUUGAUCCCAGUGGGCUCUACUAUGCACCGGCAGAGGGAGAUUACAACAGCUACAUCGAAUACACAAAGUCGUUGCCACUCAACCCGUCGCCGGAAGUUUUCGGAAUGAACGCCAACGCAGAUAUAGCCAAGGAUCAGGCCGAGACACAACUGCUGUUUGACAGCAUCCUGCUCACACAGACCCGCUCUUCAAGCGGAGACGCCAAAUCCUCCGAUGACAUGGUCUUUGAUGUGGCGGCCGACGUCCUGAGCAAGCUGCCUGGAGACUUCGACCUGCAGGCGGUGAUGAGGCUCUUUCCCACCAGCUACAACCAGAGCAUGAACACGGUGCUGGUGCAGGAGAUGGGCCGCUUCAACAGCCUGCUUCACACCAUCCGAGACUCCUGCGUCAACAUCCAGAAGGCCAUUAAGGGGCUGGUGGUGAUGUCUGCAGAGCUGGAGGACAUAGUCAGCAGCAUCCUGACGGGUCGGAUUCCAGGCAUGUGGAUGAAGAAGUCCUACCCCAGCCUCAAGCCGUUGGGAAGCUACGUCAACGACUUCCUGGAGCGACUCAAGUUCCUACAGGACUGGUAUGAUAAUGGUACGCCUGCUGUAUUCUGGGUAUCAGGAUUCUUCUUCACCCAGGCCUUCCUCACAGCCAGUCAGCAGAACUACGCCAGGAAACACACCGUCCCCAUUGACUUGCUGGGCUUCGACUUCGAGGUCCUGGACGACAGACAAUACAAACUGCCCCCAAAGGAUGGUGUGUACAUCCACGGCCUCUUCUUGGACGGCGCCCGCUGGGACAGAAAGACCAAACUUCUCGCUGAGUCCCACCCUAAAGUCCUGCAUGACCCCCUGCCUGUGAUGUGGUUGAAGCCCAUUAAGCGACAGGACGUCCCCCAGAGGAUGUGUUACGUGGCGCCUGUCUACAAGACCAGCGAGCGGCGCGGCACGCUGUCCACCACGGGCCACUCCACCAACUACGUCAUCUCCAUGACGCUGAACUCCAGCGUGCCGGCCGAGCACUGGAUCCGACGAGGGGUGGCGCUGCUCUGCCAGCUCAGCUCCUAGAGCGUUUGGUGUCACACUUUGUUCACGUCCCCACAUCUUCCGUAGUUUCAAGUAGAAGAAUUCAAAUGCCACACAGGCUCAUAAUCAUUAGGUCACCAGGUCUGGUACUACCAGCACUUUAUUAUGAAGUACUUUGUAGAAUAUUACAUGUAUAGUACUAAACUAAGUAGUUUUGAUCAAAGAUAGUUUCUGUCAUUUAAUGUAGUUUUUAAUCACAUGGAUAUUCAAGGGCUAAUUUUGGUUUUGAGUUAUUUGGAGCUUUAAAGAUGUGAUGAAACAUCCUCGCUUCAGCAUCUCCACCCCCCCCCCCCCCCCCCGAUCAGUACUUCUCUGGAUAGUGUGACAAAGUGGAGACGUGUCAUCCAACUUUAGAAACAGUCUAUGACUCAGAAA
Molecule: messenger RNA, 12216 nt
Organism: Platichthys flesus (European flounder)
Lineage: Eukaryota; Metazoa; Chordata; Actinopteri; Pleuronectiformes; Pleuronectidae
Gene: dnah7
Product: dynein, axonemal, heavy chain 7
Exons: 66
Coding region: 55-11823 (3922 amino acids)
Biological process (GO): microtubule-based movement
Cellular component (GO): dynein complex
Molecular function (GO): minus-end-directed microtubule motor activity; ATP hydrolysis activity; dynein light intermediate chain binding
Source: RefSeq, a predicted model, not a curated record